Protopterus annectens (West African lungfish) is the source of this 5269-nucleotide messenger RNA. RefSeq names its product solute carrier family 26 member 4 (gene SLC26A4). The record is from RefSeq and is a predicted model, not a curated record. The transcript is spliced from 21 exons. Gene Ontology annotation, cellular component: membrane. NCBI's taxonomy places the organism in Eukaryota, Metazoa, Chordata, Ceratodontiformes, Protopteridae. Gene Ontology annotation, biological process: transmembrane transport. Gene Ontology annotation, molecular function: chloride transmembrane transporter activity; oxalate transmembrane transporter activity; bicarbonate transmembrane transporter activity. Bases 177 to 2489 code for a protein of 770 amino acids.
GGUUUCGCAUAUCGAGUUCAUCACAUCUGGUUUCUGGUUUCAAGUCCCAGUCUUGGAAUCCAAUGAAGAUGUGUCUCUUAAUAGCGGCUUUACCGUUUUACCCUUAAGGACUGACUUGAUAUUACUGCUCCCGACAUUCAAGCUAAAAGUAGAAGUGGAACAUCAUACAUCUGAAAAUGUCCAGACAAGAAUUUAUGAACUAUAUGGUGGCACGGCCUGUUUAUUCAGAACCUAGUUUUGAAGCAGAUAAUGAAAAAAACAUAAUUGUCCCCAAAAGUUUGCGUGAAAGACUAAAAAACACAUGCAGUUGCUCAACUAAGAAGGCCUUGACAGCUGUAAAAUCUGUUGUACCAGUUAUUAACUGGUUGCCAAAAUACAGAGUAAAAGAAUGGUUACCCUCUGAUGUUAUCUCUGGUUUGAGCACAGGACUUGUGGCUACUUUACAAGGGUUGGCUUUUGCACUGCUUGCUUCAGUCCCUGCUGCAUAUGGCUUAUACUCAUCUUUUUUUCCUCUUCUGACAUAUUUCAUCCUUGGAACAUCAAAGCAUCUUUCUGCUGGUCCUUUCCCUGUUACCAGUUUGAUGGUUGGCAUCUACGUUCAGAGUGCAGUUCCUGACAGUAACUACCUAGUUCCAGGCAAUGCUACAGGACCAAAUGGUACAAUAGCUUAUACAGUGAAUACAGCUGCCAGGGAUACAGAUCGGGUCACUGUUUCAUUGACACUUUCAUAUUUAUGUGGAAUUCUGCAGCUAAUGUAUGGAAUCCUGCAGAUUGGUUUUAUUGCAAGGUAUCUUUCAGCUCCAUUGGUUGGAGGUUUCACUACUGCAGCAGCAUUUCAGGUCUUCGUCACACAAUUUAGGACCCUACUCAAUGUCAGCACCAAAAAUUACAAUGGGAUUCUUUCCAUCGUAUAUACCCUCAUUGAGAUUUUUCAGCGCAUUGGUACAACUAACAUUGCCGAUCUUAUAGCAGGACUACUUACUCUUAUAAUUUGUAGCGUUGUUAAAGAAAUAAAUGAUCGGUUCAAGCAUAAGAUUCCAGUUCCUAUUCCUAUAGAAAUAUUUGUGACAAUAGUAGCCACAGGAGUCUCAUAUGGUGUGAAUCUGGAGAAGAAGUACAAUGCUGCCAUUGUUAAACAUAUUCCAAGGGGGUUUUUACCACCCAGACCCCCCACUGUAACCAUGUUUUCAGACAUGAUCGGAGCUGCAUUUUCUCUGUCCAUAGUGGGUUAUGCAGUUGCCGUAUCUGUGGGCAAGGUUUAUGCCACAAAACAUGACUAUACUGUUGAUGGAAACCAGGAACUUAUUGCUUUUGGACUUACAAACAUUGUGGGAGGAGCUUUUUCUUGCUUCUUUGCAACAACUGCCUUGUCACGCACUGCUGUGCAGGAAAGUACUGGUGGAAAGACACAGGUUGCUAGCAUGUUUUGUGCUGGAGUUGUGUUUAUUGCCAUCGUGGCUGUGGGAUCUCUUCUAGAGCCCCUACAGAAGUCUGUUCUAGCAGCCAUUGUCAUUGCCAAUUUGAAGGGAAUGUUCUGGCAGGUGUUUGAUGUUCCUGUUCUAUGGAGGCAGAAUAAGAUUGAUGCGGUGAUCUGGGUUGUAACAUGUAUUGCAUCCAUCCUUCUUGGUCUUGAUCUGGGACUGCUGGCUGGGAUUGGAUUUGCACUGAUCACUGUUGUUGUCAGAGCACAGUUCCCUACAACUGCAACUCUUGGCAGUGCUCCUUCAACUGAUGUGUACAAAAACAUCAAACGGUACAAAACUGUUUUGGAACCAGAAGGAAUUAAAAUUUUCAGGUUUUCAUGUCCAAUGUUCUUUGGUAAUAUUGACUUCUUUAAAGAUAAACUGAAAAAAGCUGUGGGUUUUGAUGCAGUCAGAGUAUAUAACAAAAGGACAAAGGCACUAAGGAAGAUAAAAAAAUUGAUUAAAAAAGGACAACUAAGAACAACCAAGAAUGGGGUCCUUGCUGAAGUGGGCAUUGAUAAUGAAGGAUAUGAAACCGAGGAAGAUAUUGAGGAGUCUGAAGAGAACAGGGUCCCAACCAAAGAAGUGGAGGUCCAAGUUGACUGGAAUUCUAACAUCCCUGUCAAAGUGGCUGUACCUCAGGUCACCAUCCACAGUCUCAUUUUUGAUUUUUCAGCGGUGUCAUUUAUGGAUGUUGUUGCAGUCAGGUCACUGCAAGUGAUAUUUAAGGAAUUCACUAGAAUUGAUGUGAACGUGUAUGUUGGUGGAUAUGAAGACCAUGUAAUAGAAAAACUGGAGUCAUGUAAUUUCUUCAAUGACAAGAUAAAAAAAGACAACUGUUUUGUAACUGUUCAUGAUGCUGUUCUGCACAGUCAGAAUCAAAACAUGUAUAAAGACCUUCAGGACCCUUUCUUUGAAAAGAUUUCACUUUUGCAAGAAAGUAAGGGUGAAUAUGAAAUUCCUGAAGAUGAUCUGGAGGACAGACUUGAUGCUCAGGAUGAGGCUCUCCGUCGUCUUGCAUCAUAAAUAAAAACUGGAAAGAUUUCUGACAGAGGAAUAUCUAUGAACCUGUGAUAUAUAGAGAAGGAUAUUUAAUCAUUUUAAAGAAUUUUAACAAUGCAUUUUUGACAUAGGAAUAUCUAAGAACAUGACAUAUACAGAGAAAGAUAUUUAAUCAUUUUAAAAUAUGUUUAACAAUGCAAUAUACAAGAACACACCAAAGAGGCAUAUGUACAGUAAGUAGUAUGUUGUUACAUGGCCAUGGGCAAAAAGAAAUAAGAAAACAUGACCUUUGAAUAUGUUUGCACUUCUCUAUAUUUUCUUCCUUUACUUCUUGUUCUAGAUGGUGCAGUGCUCUUUGUUUUACCACUGCCUCUAUAGUAAGGGAUCACUUACUCUAUCUGUAGCAACCUGUGUUUCAAAACCUCCAUGACUAUUUGGGUUCAUUGAACCAAACUGUAUGACAAAAAAUAAUUUAUGUUUUUAUCAAGAAUCAAUACAUUUUGUUGCAAAAAUAAUUAAAUCACUUAUGGAAAUAGUGCUAUUGAUGACUUUUAAAAUCUCAUAUGGUACUACCCAGGCAUUUUAUUUCCUGAAAAAAUGUUUUUGUGUCUGAUGCAAUGUAAUUACAGAAGUAGAUAAACGAAUGCCAUUCAUUCUACCACUUAAAGAAUUGUUCUUCUUCUGAAUAUUGUCCUUUAUGUGAAAUAUCACUUUUAAGUCUCCUAUCUACCUUAAACUGUAUCUUUUACAUGAAAAAGGAUGCUGUGUAAACUGUGGUAUCAAUAUUUUGUCAUGUUAGAUCUCUACAGUAGCUGGGCAAUGCAGAGUCUGUAAAUAUUAACAUUAUUUGUUUCUUCCCAUGUGUAUGUGGAUAAUGAAACAGCAGGCACUUUUUGAAAGUCUCUGAUCUAUAAUAGGAACAGGGGAUGCAGCCAUUUGUUUUGUUUAUAUUAACUAACUGCACGUGCACUUGUUGAAAAUGAUUGCAUAUCAGGCAAUUUUAGAUUAUCUUUAUUUACUUGUUCACUUUUCAUCAUUGUCUGAUUUUUACAUUUUCUAGAAAGUUCCCAUGAGCAUUUUUAGUAUACACAUGCAUUUAGUACUAACAACAGUGACUAAUAAGGCAUCGUGGUAUGUGGUUAUCAUAGGUUUUGUCUGCAUCUUGUCCGGUGUUGCCAGUUGAGUGAAUAAACCCAAUAACAAGUGGAUAACAUCUGAACAAUUCUCAUUCUGGAGUACCUAAUACCUCAUGAUGGACUUAUAUUUUAAACUUGUCAUAACUUUUUUAUUACUGAAUUGUUAUUAUAUAAUAUUUUAUAGCUGCUGAGGUACUGUAAGACAACAUAGAUGGGUGACAUAGUUAACCAAAGGAUUAUAGAGUGUUAAGUUUAUCUCAUUACUACAAUAAGUGCUAGCAUUUAGUGAGAUGAAACAUAGAAAAGAAUGCUUCUGAUUUGCUCACUUUAAUCAUUAGACGUUAAAGUAGAAAAAACUAGUAAUGUGCCAUUGAAGCAAUUCAGUGGAAUUACACUGUAGCUGUAUGUUAUGUUUUUAUUAUUAUGAUUACUACAUUCCAAAAAAUUAAUUUAUAGUAUACACUAAGUUUAAGUGAUGUUAGGCAGAAAUCUGCAGAUUUGAGAGAGGGACAUAAUUAUGCAAUUAUGCACUACAAUCAGUAAAUCUAAAGCAGCCAAAAAAGUGUUGAUGCUAUUAAUAAUUUGUGUACUAAUUCAUUAAUUUAGUACACAAACUGAUUUUUAUAGAGCUUCUUCAGCCAUGAAUCAGAUUAUAAUGACAAAUUUAAUCUAUGUAGACAGUUAGAGUAGACAGUAAACCAGCAAGUGUUUGGGAAGACAUUAGAUUACCCAUUGUAAUCCUGGUCAAACACAAAUAGAUAAUGCAAACUUUAUACAGGCAGCAGUGAACCUUAUGAUAGUACUGUGAUGAUUUAUUAAUAGUUUAUCUGCAUUCAUGUCUUCCUAAAAUAAAAAAUAAAAAUAAAUAAGGGUGUGUGCACCUUUGUGGGGACACCUUAGAAUAAGAUUCCCUAAGGUCCUGUGGAUUCUAAGAAUUUUUUUGUUGAGCCAUUCCCACACAUCUACCCACAUUUACCCAUCAGCUUUAUGAACCUAUCCAAUUCCCAGGUUCCUCAACAAAGUGAUAGAAGGAGUUGCUACUGCAGAGGUUAUGACCCCCCUGGUCCUUUCAUGUUCACAAAGCUCAUUUUUUUUAAUAUUAGUAUCUUUUCUAUCCCUGUGCUAUAAGUGCCUUUAUCCUCUUUUAACAGACUAAUCUGAUGUUUCUUAGGAGUGUAGUGGUAGUAUAUCUCCUCCAGUACUUUUUCCUACCACUGAUCAUAAUGUUUUAGUUGUCAAAUGCUUGUGGCUACAAUAGUAGCAGCAUCAUUCAUCAUUAACGAGUCAUACUGGCUGUGCUAUCCAAACAUGACUGUUCAUUUUAUAGGGCUACCAUUAAUCAUUUGGGUGUGCAUGGUACACACUGGCAUAUUAACAUAUAUACAAAGUGAGUCUCCAUAAAAGGUUCCAAAUUUUUAAUUUUUGAUAGUUCUUUAAAUGAUUCAAAUAAGUUUCUAAACACCAUGAUUCAACUAUUUUUUUAAAUUGUGACCCCAUUCACUGCAUCUAUAUCAAUAAACUAUUGAUCAAUAAAAAAUAAGGGACUUAUAGUGACAAUCACCAGCAGAAUAUAAGGACCAGUAUGACUGAAGAUUACCCAAGAAAAUGAACCCCAAUUGAAUUAAAGUUAACAGCUGUGGAUAAAUAUGGCUUCUUAAAUAUUCAGCA